CAAGUGACCCAGAAGUUCCAGAAUGUAGGGGCCAGGGUAGGAGAGGUUUUGAUAGCACCCAGGGGCUCAGGUUGGGUGGGGGUUCAGCUUUGUGGUCUAUCAUCCAGAACUGAGAUCUCUGACCCUCUUCUCAGCAUGGGCCUGGAGCUCUACCUGGAUCUGCUGUCUCCCUCCUGCCGUGCUGUCUACAUCUUUGCCAAGAAGAAUGGCAUCCCAUUUGAAUUCCAGUUUGUGGACCUGCUGAAAGGACACCACCACAGCAAGGAAUAUGUUGAGAUUAACCCCCUGAGGAAGCUGCCAAGCCUCAGAGAUGGGAAAUUCAUCUUAUCUGAAUGCGUGGCCAUCCUCUUCUAUUUGUGCCGCAAGUACAGCGCCCCCUCGCACUGGUACCCACCAGAUCUACACACACGUGCUCGAGUGGAUGAGUUCAUGGCUUGGCAGCACACGGCCAUUCAGCUACCCAUGAACAAGAUCCUCUGGGCCAAGCUGCUCAUCCCGAUGAUCACAGGCCAGGAGGUCUCAGCUGAGAGGACCGAACAGUUACUGCAAGAGGUGAAGCACAGUACUCAGCAGUUUGAAGAGAAGUUUCUGCAGGACAAGCUGUUCAUCACUGGGGAUCAGAUCUCACUGGCCGAUUUGAUGGCCCUGGUGGAGAUGAUGCAGCCUAUAGGGUGCAACUAUAAUAUCUUCCUUAACAGCUCCAGGCUGGCUGAGUGGCGCAUGAGGGUAGAGUUGGCUGUAGGCUCUGCCCUCUUCUGGGAGGCUCAUGACCGGCUGACAAAGCUGCAAGAGUGGGACUGUUCAACCUUGGAUCCCACGGUCAAGGAGAAGAUCCGUGACUUGCUGCACAGAUUCAAGUAGGAGCAGCCUGUCUGGCAGGACCUAGCUGGCUCAGAUCUCUGGUUCUCCUUCCUCAGGGGUGGUGAUGAAAAUUCUCUCCAUAAUGUAGGAUUGAGUGUGGGUAACUCUAUGUCAGUGUGUAUGCCUUGCAUGUGUGAGGCCCUGGGUUUGGUCCCUAGCACCACAAAAAAAUAAAAAAAGACACAACAUCAUAAUGGGAAGAAACA
This is a messenger RNA of Erinaceus europaeus (western European hedgehog), 1067 nucleotides long. RefSeq names its product glutathione S-transferase theta-4. NCBI's taxonomy places the organism in Eukaryota, Metazoa, Chordata, Mammalia, Eulipotyphla, Erinaceidae. Gene Ontology annotation, cellular component: cytoplasm. Gene Ontology annotation, molecular function: glutathione transferase activity. The transcript is spliced from 5 exons. Gene Ontology annotation, biological process: glutathione metabolic process. The record is from RefSeq and is a predicted model, not a curated record. Bases 136 to 861 code for a protein of 241 amino acids.